Messenger RNA from Nelumbo nucifera (sacred lotus), 1195 nucleotides. RefSeq names its product J domain-containing protein spf31-like. The record is from RefSeq and is a predicted model, not a curated record. NCBI's taxonomy places the organism in Eukaryota, Viridiplantae, Streptophyta, Magnoliopsida, Proteales, Nelumbonaceae.
CUAGCCCGGUAAGGCGGUAACCCCUUGUAGUUGUAGCUUGUAGGAGAGGCUCCGCAGGACUGUUGACCAGAGGGGUUUCGUUUUGGCAGAACGCAGAAAGCAGAAGGUGACGGGCCUGGAGCAUCUUUCUUUGCUUCCUUCGAAAGCGGGACCAAAAUAGAAUUCGGGAGGAAGCGAGAACACAGCAAACGGGCCGAGCGAUGACCGAAGUUGAUGAGGAUUUGCUUCUCAAAAACUUCUUUGCCGAGGUUAGCGAAGUCGAAAGGGACAACGAGGUUAUCAGGAUCCUUUCAUGUUUCAAGUUAAAUGCAUUUGAGUUUCUUAACCUAUCUUUUGAUUCAGCACCAGAUGAUGUUAAAAAGCAAUAUCGAAAGUUGUCUUUGCUGGUUCACCCUGACAAGUGCAAACAUCCACAAGCAAAGGAGGCAUUUGCAGCAUUGGCAAAAGCUCAACAAUUAUUACUUGAUCCACAGGAAAGAGAGUAUCUUCUAAGCCAAGUAAACGCAGCGAAAGAGGAACUCAGAGCAAAGAGGAAGAAGCAGUUGAAGAAAGACACUGCAUCUAAGAUAAAAUCAUUGGUUGAUGAGGGAAAAUCUGAUAAGCAAUAUGAACAAUCAGAAGAGUUUCAGCAGCAACUAAAACAGAGAGUGCGAGAACUAUUAACAGAACAUGAGUGGCGUCGAAGAAAGAUGCAAAUGAGGAUAUCAGAAGAGGAAGGAAGAUUAAAGAAGGAAGAAGAAGAAGCCAAGGAAAUGUGGAAAAGGAAACGUGAACAUGAGGAGCAGUGGGAAGGCACACGAGAGCAGAGGGUUUCCAGUUGGAGAGAUUUCAUGAAGACAGGAAAGAAGGUUAAGAAAGGGGAAAUUCGGCCUCCAAAGCUCAAAACGGAAGACCCCAACAAAUCGUAUGUCCAGAGACCAGUGAAGCGAGGUUAAAUGACAAGAUCAGGUUGAUCGUUUUCUUGUGGUCAGACUUGGCAAUAUUUGGAGACCACAACUAUCUUGUGGAUGAAAAUUUGCAUCAACCACCGUCUAAGGGGUUUAUAUGAUUAUUAUUGUCAUCUAUACGUGCAACCUUCUUGUAGUCCCUUAAAGGGAUUAGUUUUUAAUUUUAAUGAGAUUGGCUCAGAGAUGGGAAUUAAUGUUGUAAUUCUUUCUUGUGUUGUAAUCGAAAUUACGUUAUUUGAUUAUUGUCA